Messenger RNA from Folsomia candida, 1409 nucleotides. RefSeq names its product thymosin beta (gene cib). Gene Ontology annotation, molecular function: actin monomer binding. The transcript is spliced from 6 exons. The coding region runs from base 236 to 739 and encodes 167 amino acids. Gene Ontology annotation, cellular component: cytosol. Gene Ontology annotation, biological process: actin filament organization. Lineage: Eukaryota; Metazoa; Arthropoda; Collembola; Entomobryomorpha; Isotomidae. The record is from RefSeq and is a predicted model, not a curated record.
AAAGCCUCGAAAGAAACUCCCACCACCACCACCAAGAUCUCAUCCAUCGCAUUUUCUUCUUCACCCUCCGUCCGUCCGUCAGUUUGUUCCCUGCACCACGACCGAUAUCUCCUCUCUUCUCGUCUCUUCUCUCUCGGAAAAUUCCUCCAAAUUUCUGAAAAUCUCCACCAACAAGGAAAAACCGACUCUUUUUCGACCAGAACUGUUCCGCGACUUUGACGAAACUACUUCUACCAUGGCAGAUACCCCAACCCUUGAAAACCUUCCCAAGGUCGAUGCCGAUUUGAAAUCCGAACUGGAAAAAUUCAAGCCCGAGUUGAUGAAGAAGGCGUCAACUCAGGAGAAAAAUCCUCUCCCAUCGGCUGAAGAUGUCAAGCAAGAACGCCGGCACAGUGAACUGAUCCACGGUGUGGAACAUUUUGACAAAGAACAUUGUCUCAAGCAUGCUGAAACUAGUGAAAAGUUGAUUUUGCCAAAUGCCCAAGACGUGGCUGCUGAAAAGACUCAGCAAGCCCUCCUCAAAGGAGUGGAAGGUUUCGACACCAACAAUUUGAAGCCGACUGAGACACAAGAGAAAGUUGUUCUGCCUGAUAAUGAAGUAAUCCAAACGGAGAAAGUCCAGCAGAAUUUGUUGGAAGGGAUUGAAAGUUUCGACUCCAAGAAACUCAAGCAUACUGAAACCCAGGAGAAGAAUCCGUUACCGACCAAGGAGGUCAUUGAUCAGGAGAAGAGCGUGUAAGAGGAGAGAAGAAGACGAAGGAGCUUCUUGAAACGAAACCAUUUCCUUUCCGGUUAAGAAAACUAUCAGCAUCAUAAUUAUUUAAUUUUUGCAAAAGUAUUUGAACCCACUGGUACUUAAGUCUAUUACACAAAAUCUCUAUGUACACACAUAAUUUGUCUCACCUUCGCAGGCAUAGAUAAAAAAAACAUACAUGUAAUUUUACGAAAUUGGUCAAAUUUAUACAAAUUGCUGGUGUAAAAUUAAGCGAAUGCGAGCUUUUAGCUAAACAAAAAAAGUAUAUUAAAAAUUCUUACAAUUUAUACAUGAAAUCUAAAUUGUUGUCUCUUGAGUCAUUUAUUUUAUACAAAACAAUAAGCUUUUUUGCCGUCAAUAAUACAUGCGAUAUAUUUACAACAAACAAUUGGAAAUUUUUGGUGUUUUUACUUUUUUCUACAUAAAUAAAUAAAAAACAAGCCCCGUGUUACAGACUUUUGAAUGCCUUUGACAGGUGCUAGUCUAAUACUAAAAAAAGUUUCAUUGUAUUUGUUUACCUUAUAAUUGUAAGAUAACAUGCAACAUUUUUGUACCAAUUAUUAUGCGUCAGCUUUUUUGUGCAACCUCCUCCUGUUCCUCUACAUACAACUGUGAAACGAUCUGAGGCCAAAAUAAAUUGUCUACAAAAAAUCAA